CGAGUUUAACGGUCGCGAGAGGCCGCUCGCUUGACCCUGACAUCCACUGUGGGAGUCCCGGCCAGACUCUCUUGGGAGCUUAGGAUACUUCCGAGUUCUGAAUGUUAGCCACUGAAAAUGCCUGUAGACGAUGAAGCAUCUGAAGAUGACUCGGAUUCAGUUUCUUCAAACAUUGAAAGAGCCUACGUUUCCCAAUAAGAGAGUGUAACGAUUUCUAUACACUAUGGAAGAUUUUGAUUUGGUGAAACCCUUACGGAAAACGUCAUCUUCUAUAGAAUCUCAUAUAAAAAAUCCUCCCCAUUCUUUUGGACUGAACUUAAAUAGUAAUAGAAGUAGUCCCCACCUUAGUACAAAUGGGGUAUCCUCUUUCUCAGGGAAGACCAGACCAUCUGUAAUUCAAGGUACAGUUGGAGUCCUAACCUCUUUAAUGCAAGAGCUACAACACAGUGGAAAGACUGAUUCGGAACUUUGGAAAAACUGUGAGACCAGGUGGUUACAACUAUUCAGUUUGGUGGAAAAACAAUGCCAAGAACAGAUAGUUGCCCAGCAGGAGCAGUUCCACAACCAAAUUCAACGUAUACAGGAGGAGAUAAAAAAUUUAGUCAAGUUACAGACCAGUAAUGCUUCCUGGGCUUCCUAUGAUAGUUCUUUGAGCAAACAGUUACCUUCAGGAAGUCAAAUGGGUUUUUUUUCUGAAAACAGUGAGAGAAAUGAACCUAUUACCAGUUAUCCUAAGUCUGAAGAACCUGAAAUGCAGCAGGAAAUGUCCGCAUCACAACCAGACUGCAAUGUGGACAGUAGCUCAGUGAGCAGCGGGUAUGGGACCUUUUGUGUCUCUGAAUUAAACGCCUACAAAUCUAAGGACCCUCGGGAGUUCAUGGAGCACGCAGAGGUUUCUGAGGGACAGUUUGGAGCCCCUUUGGCGCAGACGGAGUCCGUUGCAGAUGGUGUAAAAAACAAGAGUUUUCAUAUACAUACCACUGAAGAGUUUUGUGCAUCUUUAAAAGAAGAUAUUUCCAUUUUUCCUGGUGAAUUUGAACACAAUUUUCUUGGUGAAAAUAAGAUUUCAGAAGUUUACAGUGGGAAAACAAAUAGUAGUAAGUCUGUAACAUCAUGGGCACAAAAGCUGAAGCAGAAUCAACCAAAGAGAACAGUUACCGAAGAGGGGUGUUCAAAACCUAUGCGAGGAAAUGAGCAAGCCAAGAAGUCACCAGGUGAGAAGUCUAAUUUCACUGCUGCCAAGCAUCCUCAUGCUUUUUACCUCAAUAAACCAGAUGAGAGUCCAAAUCCUUGGAUGUCUGAUUCAGGAACAGGACUGACUUACUGGAAGCUGGAGGAGAAGGACAUGUAUCACUCUUUGCCUGAGACUUUAGAGAAGGGAUUUGCACCGUCCUCUGGAGAUAGGUCACCAGGCCAGUCUAAUACUAGUAAUGAGAUGAAGCUACCAUCACUGAAGGAUAUUUAUCAUAAAAAACAAAGGGAAAACAAGCAGUUACCUGAGAGGAAUCUCACUUCUGCUUCCAACCCAAAUCAUCCACCAGAGGUACUAACUCUAGAUCCAACGUUACACAUGAAGCCAAAUCAGAUUUCAGGGAUUCAACCACAAGGCUUUUUGAACGCCCUCGAUGACAGAAUAUCCUUUUCGCCAGACUCUGUUCUAGACCCCAGUAUGUCUAGUCACUCUGACAUAGACUCAUUUUCACAAGCAAGUAAUAUUGCUUCUCAGUCAUCUGGAUUCCCAAAAUAUCCUUCAAAUACAAAAGCAUCACCAGUGGACUCUUGGAAAAAUCACGGAUUCCCAAGCGACAGUAGGAGCAGCUCCGUGUUUCCGUCGGUGUGCACUACUGCUAGUAAUGACAUCUCGGUCAACACUGUAGACGAAGAAAACACCGUCACAGUAACUUCAGCCUCAGCCAGUCAGUCUCAGCUUCCAGCGACGGCCAACAGUGUCCCAGAAUGCAUUUCACUGACUUCCCUGGAAGACCCUGUGAUACUUUCUAAGAUUCGGCAGAAUCUGAAGGAGAAGCAUGCUCGACACAUAGCCGAUCUUCGAGCUUAUUAUGAGUCAGAAAUAAAUACUUUGAAACAGAAACUGGAGGCAAAGGAGAUUUCUGCAGUUGAAGACUGGAAGAAAACCAAUCAAAUUCUCGUGGACAGAUGUGGCCAAUUAGAUAGUGCUCUGAAUGAAGCAACUAGUCGUGUGAGAGCACUUGAAAAUAAGAACAAUUUGCUGGAAAUAGAAGUCAAUGAUUUCAGAGAACGCUUCAAUGCAGCCAGCAAUGCUUCCAAAAUUUUGCAGGAACGGAUUGAGGAAAUGAGAACAAGUAAUAAAGAAAAAGACAAUACCAUCAUUCGACUAAAGUCUCGACUGCAGGAUUUAGAAGAAGCCUUUGAGAAUGCUUACAAACUCUCAGAUGAUAAAGAAGCAAGACUGAAACAGGAAAACAAAAUGUUUCAAGAUCUCCUAGGAGAGUAUGAGUCCCUUGGAAAAGAACACGAAAGAGUAAAGGAUACAUUAAAUACAACCGAGAACAAAUUGCUUGAUGCACAAACUCAGAUUUCUGAUUUGAAAAGAACAAUUUCAAAACUUGAAGCUCAGGUCAAGCAAGUAGAGCAUGAAAAUAUGUUAAGUCUUCGCCACAAUUCUAGAACUCCUGUGAGAUCCUCACGUGCCAACACGCUGGCCACCUCCGACGUCAGCAGGCGCAAGUGGCUGAUACCAGGCGCAGAGUAUUCCAUCUUUACCGGGCAGCCUUUGGACACUGAGGAUAACAGAGUGAAUAACCAGCUGGUGGAAACCUGUGUUCCCGGGUACCAUUCUCCUCCGGAAAAGGAUUCUUCAUCUGGAAGUUCACCAGGAAGCUUAUUGAUAAAGAAACCAAGAGAGACUUCAGAUACACCAAUCAUGAAAGCCUUAAAAGAACUUGAUGAAGGAAAAAUAUUUAAAAGUUGGGGCACACAGACAGAGAAAGAGGACACUUCAAAUAAACUAGUGAAUCCUCGGCAAACUGAAACGCCUGUCAGUGCAAGUCGGUCCCCAGACAAAUGUGCCCAACAAAGACAGAAGAGAUUUAACUCUGCUUCACAGAGAUCCUCGUCUUUACCCCCUUCAACUCGUAAAUCAAGUACUCCAACAAAAAGAGAGAUUAUGUUAACACCAGUGACUGUGGCUUAUAGUCCAAAGCGAUCCCCUAAAGAAAAUUUGUCCCCAGGAUUUAGUCAUCUACUUAGCAAAAAUGAAAGCAGUCCAACCCGAUUUGAUAUACUUUUGGAUGAUUUAGAUACUGUUCCUGUGUCUGCGUUACAACGUACCAAUCCAAGAAAACAACUCCAGUUUCUUCCUCUAGAUGACUCAGAAGAAAAGAAAUAUUCAGAAACAGCCGCCGACAUCCAUGUUAAUCAUAGCUCUUCUCCCGAACUGUUGCCAAAUGGAGGGAAGAAAGUGUCUGUGAGAUCAGCCUGGGAGAAGAAUAAGUCAGUCAGCUAUGAACAGUGUGAGCCCGCGUCAGUAGCACCACACGGUCAUGAUUUUGAAUAUACAGCAAAAAUCAGGACCCUAGCUGAAACGGAACGGUUUUUUGAUGAACUUACAAAAGAAAAAGACCAGAUUGAGGCAGCGCUAAGUCGAAUGCCUUCUGCUGGAGGACGAAUCACUUUGCAGACAAGAUUAAAUCAGGAAGCCUUGGAAGAUCGUUUGGAAAGGAUUAAUCGAGAACUGGGUUCAGUUCGAAUGACAUUAAAGAAAUUUCAUGUUUUGCGCACCUCUGCAAAUCUCUGAGAUUUGUAGCCAUUAAAUUUUGAGACAUUUUUGUUUGCACUAACGUAUAAUUAUGCACUCAGAAAAGGCAAACUAUUUUGUACUGUUUAUAAGCCUUCAAAUAGUAGUUUUACAAUCAUGCUAUUCUUUACACUUGCUAUUUUAUACUUCAAAUGGCCACAUAUUUUCAAGAUAUUUUUGUUAUGCUCAGGAAUCUCUUGUAUAUUUUACUAUUUAAAAAGUCUUAUUUUUAAAUAGUAUAAGUCUCCAGUUUAUAUCAAUAGUAAGAAAACGUAAACAGUGGAGGCAGCUUGUUUCUAAACAAAUAGUGUUCUCCUUUUACAAUUAACUUUGCACACUAAUUUUGUAUACUUGGUCUACAUUGUGAAUAUGAUUCUUUUUUUUAAAAUAAAUGCGUAAGAACA
Molecule: messenger RNA, 4182 nt
Organism: Hyaena hyaena (striped hyena)
Lineage: Eukaryota; Metazoa; Chordata; Mammalia; Carnivora; Hyaenidae
Gene: MPHOSPH9
Product: M-phase phosphoprotein 9
Exons: 24
Coding region: 224-3778 (1184 amino acids)
Cellular component (GO): centriole
Source: RefSeq, a predicted model, not a curated record